Messenger RNA from Polistes dominula (European paper wasp), 519 nucleotides. RefSeq names its product RNA polymerases I and III subunit AC2 l(2)37Cg (gene l(2)37Cg). Gene Ontology annotation, biological process: transcription by RNA polymerase III; transcription elongation by RNA polymerase I. The record is from RefSeq and is a predicted model, not a curated record. Gene Ontology annotation, cellular component: RNA polymerase I complex; RNA polymerase III complex. Gene Ontology annotation, molecular function: DNA binding; protein dimerization activity. NCBI's taxonomy places the organism in Eukaryota, Metazoa, Arthropoda, Insecta, Hymenoptera, Vespidae.
AUAGGUGGUGUGACGAUCGACGUAUCAUCGAAUUCGUUGGAAUACCACAUGUCUUGUCAGUGUCCUACCUAAAAUAAGAAAGAACAAACGUAUAUUAAGAGUUUAUUAAAUAUAAAUAUAUUUUACGUGAAAUCGUGGCAAAAAUGGGACGACUUGUAGUGCUUGCUGGCGAUCAAGUACAUGGAGAACAGUCAAGAACUUUUAUAUUUUUAAAUGAAGGCCAUACAUUGGGAAAUGCAUUACAAAAUAUAAUAGCUCACUACCCUGAAGUAACAUUCUGCGGAUAUACUGUACCUCAUCCAGCAGAAAAUAAAAUUAACUUUAGGAUACAAACUAAAACAGGACGAGCCACGGAUAUAUUAAAACGUGGACUUCAAGAUUUAGAAAAAAUAUGUGAUCAUACUUUAGAAGUUUUCAACGAAGCAUAUAAACAAUAUAAAAGUUCCAAAAAUGUAUCAUCAGAAAAUACUUAAUAUUAUCGUUUAGUUUUUCUUUAUAUAUUUCAUUGUAAAUAAUAAU